Molecule: messenger RNA, 2181 nt
Organism: Ectocarpus siliculosus
Lineage: Eukaryota; Phaeophyceae; Ectocarpales; Ectocarpaceae
Source: the annotation of a GenBank genome assembly
AUGGAGAUAUCCGUGUACGUGUAUGUAUCUGACAUUAGGACAACAACAACGCCGUCAACAUUCAGGCGUGUAGCAGAGGCAACAAUCAACAACACCACCAAUAAACGCAACGCAACAGGAACGGCGAAGGUCGAGGCAUCACAGGAUACAUCAUCGGAGGAGAGCGUGCCAAAAUCUUUCGGCAGCCUUUAUCGGGCACCGAAAACCACAGCCGGGGAAGCAGCAGUUGCAGCUCAAGAACAAAGAACGGGCGCGGCCGUGGGGACGGGGGGGCGAGGGAGAGGGAAGGGCAAAGGUGUUGGGGUUGACCCUUCGAGCUCGACCGCAGACAAUCCGAAUGUCUUCUUCAUCAUGAUCGACGACAUGGGGUGGAACGACAUCGGCUACCACAGCACAGACCUGGCGAACGUUACGCCGAAUCUGGACAGGCUGUCUGCAAGCGGGGUGAAGGUUUCCCAGUACUACAGCAUGUCCAUCUGCACGCCCGCGCGGGCCGCCCUCAUGACCGGACGCUACCCGGUCCGGUACGGCCUGCAGUACAACGUCAUCCAGCCGGGGGCACCGUGGGGCCUUCCCCUCACGGAGAAGCUCUUGCCGGAAUACAUGAACGAAGCCGGCUACGAGUCUCACAUGGUGGGCAAGUGGCACCUCGGCAGCUACACCCACGCGCACACGCCCCACCGAAGGGGUUUCGAGACGUACUUCGGCUACCUCAAUGAUGAGGAGAUGUACUGGACGCACCAGACCUGGACAGCCACCAUAAACGGUCGAAAGUUCUUCGACUUCGGGUUCGGCAACGCGACCGGAUUCUAUGACGUCAUCGAGAGGUUCGACCCGCCCCCCGGCGACGAUGACUUGGUCUCCACGGGCCCCACGAGCUCCGUUUACUCCUCCUCCCUUGAGAUCAAGGGGGAUUACUCCACCGAGAUUUUCACGGACCGGGCGUUGGAGAUUCUCAGCCAGAAGACCCCGCACGACGAGAACCCGCUAUUCCUAUACCUGUCGCACCAGGCUGUCCACGAUCCCCUGGGUGUUCCUCCCGCCGACGCCUUCAGCCCCGAGGAAUGGGCCGUGUUGACUGCCCUGGAGGAUGAGUCUUCCGACGCAUCUCUUCGCGUCAGGUUCGCCAAGGUGCUGAUGUACCUGGACAAGAGCAUCGGUAGGCUGGUGGACUAUCUCGAGACCGAAGGCUGGCUGGAGAACUCCAUCAUCGUCGUGGCGAGUGACAACGGCGGGUGCCCGUCGACCGGUGGCAGCAACUACCCGCUGAGGGGGCUCAAGCACUCCAACUGGGAGGGCGGGGUUAAGGUUCCUGCAUUUGUGUACUCUCCUAGCCACAUCCCAGAAGAACACUGGGGCACGGAGUACCGCGGACUCAUGCACGUCACCGACUGGCUGCCUACCUUGGCGGACGCGGCGAACUUCGAGCUUCUCGGCAGCCACGGAGACCUUGACGGAGUAAGCCACUGGAAGCACAUCGUCCCCGCUCCUGGCGAUGACACCGCUACUGUUUCUGAGUCGCCGGAGGCGGCGGCGGCGGUGGAGGAUAACCGACUGAAGAGAGCGAGGACGGCUACGGCGGCGGUUGAUGGUGGCGGUGGCGGUGGUGGUGGCGGUGGCGGUGGCAGUAGCUACGGCUUGGGUGAGGUCUCGUACGGUGCCAGGAGGGAGGUUCUGUACAACUUCGACCCGUAUGUUCUGGGGGCCAACAUCACCGACGACAUCGGCGAAGCCGACUUCACCGAGGUACAGGGAGCUUUCCGCCAGGGUAAAUGGAAAUUCAUGUUCAACUCGUGGUGUUCCGGCUACUACGCCUUCGACAACAAGACCUUGCUCGCGGACGACCUGACGGACGAGGACAACACCUGCCAGGAGCUAGGGGAGUGCUCACAGUGCGGGGCCAACUGCGGGAGCCUGAGCAUCGACUACACGGACUGGCUCUUCGACCUCGAGGAUGACCCUAGGGAAUUGAACAACCUCGCCAACGAACACCCGGAGGUGGUAGAAAGCUUGCGCAGGCGCGUCUUGGAGGUGGUGUUUCAGGAGUUCUCCAACUCUUCGUAUAAGAGCGUCAACUACGGGGCUUACUACAUCUGGAGGAAGUUUGACUAUUGGAUGGUGCCGUGGUGGGAGCUGGAGCAGGGAGCCGAUGACGCCGACGACGAGAGUGAUGGAUUGUAG